Messenger RNA from Danaus plexippus (monarch butterfly), 1398 nucleotides. Its product is annotated as alanyl-tRNA editing protein Aarsd1. Bases 152 to 1381 code for a protein of 409 amino acids. The record is from RefSeq and is a predicted model, not a curated record. Gene Ontology annotation, biological process: alanyl-tRNA aminoacylation; regulation of translational fidelity. The transcript has 8 exons. Gene Ontology annotation, molecular function: Ser-tRNA(Ala) deacylase activity; ATP binding; alanine-tRNA ligase activity. NCBI's taxonomy places the organism in Eukaryota, Metazoa, Arthropoda, Insecta, Lepidoptera, Nymphalidae.
CUAAUACGAAUUCAUAAUAUUUGGUUCCUAUUUCCGAAUAUUUUUAAAUACAAGUAAUUCGUAGACCUUUGUCAAAUAAUAUUUCUUACUGUUAUAAAACUCUGGAGUUUCAGUUUUCAAAAGAAAAUUAUAUAUUUCAUUUUAAGUAAAAAUGGUAUUUAAAUGUCAGGAGGACAGUUUUCUCAGAGAGUACACUUCUAAAGUCUUGAAGUGUGAGAAAACAAAUGAAUCGAUUGUUGAAUAUGGAAAAGUUUCAAAAUUUGAUGGAUAUCAAAUUACGUUGGAGAAUACAAUACUAUUUCCAGCAGGAGGGGGCCAGCCUCAUGAUAAAGGCUGGUUGAAUGACACAGAAGUGCUACAAGUAUUACGUAAAGGUGACGAAGCCCUCCACUUCACACUUGAACCUAUAACAGAAGGAUCGGAGGUAGUACAGAAGAUUGAUUGGCAAAGAAGGUUUGAUCAUAUGCAGCAACAUACAGGACAGCAUCUCUUAUCAGCAAUUCUUGAGAAAGAACACAAUCUACCAACAACGAGCUGGUGGUUGGGAGCCGAGGAAUGUUUUGUGGAACUCGAUUCAACAACUAUCAAAUAUGAAAACAUAAAAACUGCUGAAGAAAGAUGUAACAAACUAAUCAGUGAUGGGAUUUCUGUUAAUGUAAAAUUUUUCAAAGCAAAUGAUCCAGCUUUAAAUGAGGCACAUACACGAGGUCUACCUAAAGAUUGCAUUGAUACCAUCAGAGUCAUAUGUAUUGGAGAUGUUGAUGAGAACAUGUGCUGUGGAACUCAUGUUACUAAUUUAAGCCAGCUACAAAUGAUAAAACUCUUAGGCACGGAACCGGGAAAGAAAGGAAAGACAAAUCUAAGGUUUAUUGUAGGGAAUAGAGUUGUUAAGACAUUCCAGAAGAUGUUAGAUAGAGAGAAAGCUCUGACAGGUCUAUUAAAAAAUGAACCCAGCAAACACGAAGAGCUCGUAUCAAAAAUGCAGAAAAACAUGAAAUUAAGUAAUAAGAAUCUACAAAAUGUGUUGGCGGAGUUGGCACAGUGUCAAAUAGAUAACAUAAAAAAUAGCAACCCCAAGCCUAAGUAUUUCUGUUUGUUCAAGAGAGAGAGUACGCCGGAGUUUAAUAGAAUUAUAUGUAAGGGGCUUGAAUCGGAUGAUAUAUUUAUAUUACUAGCAUCUGAAGACCCCGAUAAGACGAAGGAGGGCCAAAUUAUUUUACAAGGUCCAGAAGUUCAUUGCAAUGCUUUGGGACAACAAAUAAUGGAUACAUUGAAAGGCAAGGGUGCUUUCAAGAAUGGAAAGUUUCAAGGGAAGGCCGGUGAUGUCGGUAACUUCAAUAAAUGCACCAAGAUAAUUGAGGAAUACUUUAAUAAUGUAUGAUUAAAUGAUAAAACACA